Messenger RNA from Lineus longissimus, 4457 nucleotides. RefSeq names its product dimethylglycine dehydrogenase, mitochondrial-like. Gene Ontology annotation, cellular component: mitochondrion. NCBI's taxonomy places the organism in Eukaryota, Metazoa, Nemertea, Pilidiophora, Heteronemertea, Lineidae. Gene Ontology annotation, molecular function: oxidoreductase activity; protein binding. The coding region runs from base 365 to 2944 and encodes 859 amino acids. The record is from RefSeq and is a predicted model, not a curated record. The transcript has 16 exons.
UACUCCGUAUAGCUCUAUCCCCUACGAACGAAGUAAAAUGGACCUUACCUUGGACGAGAUAAUUUCUAGGAUUUUGAUUAUUGCCAUUGGAUCAUUUGAUUCUACUCCCAAGGCAACGGAUAAUUCCUUUUGGGAUGGUUUAUCAGAGACAACAUCAAUUUGUAAGAACUAUUAAAACAAAUCACAAUUUGGUUGUCUAACUUACUGCAGUUUGUAAUCCAAUAUCUGACAGACUCAUGGAGAAGUUAUACAGGGAUAAAGCGUGAUCUACAAGGGGUGCAAUUUUCAAGGUGGAACCGUCUAAUUAGAUUAGGAUAGGAAAAGUUGUAGAUAUCUUCAGAGCGCCUAGUCUCCGCCACCGAAGAUGUUGCGGUCUUGCCGAUAUUUGGCUCGUGGUGUCCUUCAAAGACAGUUAGUGCAUAAAAGACUCAAUCCUGUAGCUGCAUACAGCGAUCAGCGAAAUGAGGACAAAGCCAUCAGUAAACUGGACAAACGUCUCCAUGAAACUGCCGAAGUUGUGAUAGUUGGUGGUGGCGCUGUGGGCGUCAGUUUGGCGUACCACCUUGCCAAACAGGGAAUGAAAGAUGUUGUCCUUGUGGAGAAAUCCGAGCUGACUGCAGGAUCAACAUGGCAUGCAGCUGGUUUGACAACUUAUUUCCAUCCUGGAAUACGGGUGAAGAACCUCCAUUACUACAGUCUCGAACUGUAUAAAAAGCUAGAGGAGGAAACAGGACAGGCCGUUGGAUUACACACACCUGGUAGUCUUCGACUUGCAGAUUCCAACGAACGGAUGGAUGAAUUACGCUAUCAGAUGUCCAGGCAGGGUUGGAAUAAAGCUCCACAGUAUAUCGUUACACCAGAAGAGAUUGAAAAGAUGCACCCAUUGCUCAAUAUGGAUGGGAUCGAGGGUGGACUCUUCAAUCCUGGUGACGGUCACAUCGAUCCCUACUCAAUGACCAUGGCACUGGCCAUUGGAGCACGGAUGUACGGGGCAGAAAUUUACCAGCAGGCCCCAGUCACUGGCAUGCGUCCUCAAGAAAACGGGACAUGGGAAGUGGACAUACCACAAGGGACACUCAAGGCAAAGAAAUUGGUCAAUGCCGCUGGUUUCUGGGGAAGAGAAGUCGGCAAAAUGAUCGGUCUCGACCAUCCUCUUUGCCCAGUUGACCAUCAGUUUGCCAUCACUAAUUCGCUCCCAGAAGUUGAGGCCCUUGAGAAUGAAGUCCCUGUCAUUAGAGAUCUGACUGGCUCUUACUACUGCAGAAUGGAAAAGAAGGGGCUUCUGUUUGGCCCUUAUGAAGCUGCCCAUAAGAUGAGACUUGUUGAAGAUUGGUAUAUCAAUGGCCCACCAAAAGGUUUUGGUAUGGAGCUCUUCCAACCAGAUCUUGACAGAAUCAACGAUAACCUAGAAAUGGCCAUGAACAGGGUGCCGUUACUUCAGAAAGCCGAGAUAACUAGUGUUGUCUCUGGACCUAUCACAUACACUCCUGAUCUCCUGCCGAUGGUUGGCCCUUGUCGUGGACCGAGGAAUUAUUUUAACAUGAUUGGAUUCGGGUAUGGUAUAAUUCACGCUGGUGGAGUAGGGAAGUACAUGGCUGACUGGUUAAUUUCUGGAGAGCCGCCAUAUGAGUUAGUAGAACUGGAUCCCAACAGAUACGGCAAAUGGACUGAUCAGAAAUUUGUGUUUGCCAAAUGCCGUGAAUCAUACGGUCUGAAUACUUUACUUGGGUAUCCAAAGGAGGAACGUGAGGCUGGCCGACCGACCAGUCGAAUCAGUGGCGUGUACAAGCGUCUCCUCGAAAAGGGCGCGGAGAUGGGAUUUCAUACUGGAUGGGAACAGCCGAACUGGUUUGUCCUACCAGGAGACGAAGGUGGUUACAAACCGAGCUUCAGACGGACAAACUGGUUCAAACCAGUUGGUCGGGAGGUCGAUAUGGUGCUGGAACGAGCUGGUCUGAUUGAUCUGUCACCGUUUGGAAAGUUUGAGGUGAAAGGAAAGGAUGCUGCCAAACUGAUGGAUCAGUUACUUGCAAACAAGCUGCCAAAGGUUGGACAAACUAAUAUAAGUCACAUGCUGACAACCCGGGGUACAGUGUAUGCAGAGCUGACAGUCACCACUAUUGCUCCUGACCACUUCUUCUGUAUAACAGGCUCUGGAUCUGAACAACACGACAUAAGAUGGGUGGAAGAAAAGGCAGCAGAAUGGAACUGUGAUGUCAGUAUAAGCAAUGUGACGGAGGAUGUGGCCUGCCUCGGUAUUGCUGGACCAAAAUCUAGGGACAUUCUAUCAAAAUUAACCACCGCAGAUAUGAGCAACGGUGCUUUUAAAUUUCUCAACACCAAAAGUAUUGACCUAGCGGGAAUUAGUGUGAAUGCCAUGAGGAUAUCAUAUACUGGCGAACUUGGUUGGGAAUUGUAUCAUAAACCAAGCGACACGUUGAAACUCUAUGAGGCCCUCGAGAACGCCGGCCAAGAAUUUGGUAUUGGCGACUUUGGAACUUAUGCCUUGAAUUCAAUGAGGAUAGAGAAGGGCUUCAGAGGCUGGGGAGCGGAGAUGACAGUAGAUCUUAAUCCAUUUGAAGCUGGCUUGGAUUUCUUCAUCAAAAUGAAAAAGCCAACCAAUUUCAUCGGGAAAGAAGCUCUGCAGAAGAUAAAGGCGACAGGUUUAGAGAAGAAGUUAGUGAUGAUGAAAGUGGAUAUAUCUGAUGUUGAUCCUGAAGGAAACGAAACAGUUUGGUAUCAAGAUAAGGUUGUGGGAAUGACCACUUCAGGAGGCUAUGGAUACCAAGUCAAGGAAAGUCUGGCCAUGGCAUAUGUUCCUCUCGAGCUUGCCCAGGCUGGGUGCCAGGUUUACGUGGAACUUCUAGGAAACAAGAGACUUGCUACCGUCCUGCCUGAUGCACCAGUUCAAAUUGAAUCUGCCCGAAAUAAACAAGCCAAAUAAUGCGGACAUAGACUUUCAACUGGCUGAAACAAAGCCGAAGCUUGUCUUUUAAAAACAGUUUCACGACAUUUGUUUAACUUCAGAGGCGUCUGUGAUAAUAUCAAUUUCGAUAAAAUUGUUCAGUGAUAAAGACAACAUUUUCUAGUGUACCCUUGACUCUGGGUUGAACUUUUGAUAUUUAAUACAAAGCAUAACACAACGUGACCUAAUGGUUACAACUUUUCUGGUUCCACUUAAAGUCACCUGUCAAGUGGUUUGAACCAGUUUAGAUAGGGGUUAUCUUAUCCAAAAAGUACCUGUUACAACUGAAGUGACUGAGCUGAUAUGCAUUGUUCAAAUAUGUUAAUCAAGUGUUGAUAUCAGACAUUGAAUACUAUGUGUUGUGGUAAAAGAUGUAUGUAGUUUGAUAUGACACAUAUUUAGGACAAUGUUUUAAGCUUCAGUUUUGUUCAUUUUAUUGUCAAUAAGUUACAUUUCAUUUUGUAUCCGGUAAACAGAAAAUUGUUGCUUGAUCGCUUCAGUACUAAGGUGUACCCAUGAAAUAGACUAGGUAUUCUUGUACCCAUGAAUUAAACAGGGUAUUGUUGUUGUCACCAUGAAAUAAACUGGGUGUUGUUCGGUGUGUAUAGAGAAGACAGCAGUGCUACCUGUCAAACCAUGUUAAACUAGGGCCAUGUUGACAUUUGUACCAAACUUGAGUAAUGUUGUUAUCUCCCUAUCAAAAAACCAUCGUUGAUUAUUUGCUCAAUUUCGAUAACUUAACUGUGUUUGCCAUUUUAUUGAUCAAACGGUACACAUCAUUAUUUAUUUACCAAAUAUGUUGCUGUAUUAUGAUUGGUUAUAAAAGUUUUAGACAAGAGUGUCUCGGGAACUGGGAGACAUACUAUUGACACAAUGCCAAAUCCACCUCAGGCUAGUCUUUCAGAAAGGUCAAAGAGUUUUAUCAAUUUGAAUACCAUUUAUCUUCUUAUCCUACCAGUACUUGCACUUUAUACUUGGUAAUGUAAUGACAUUUAAGAACAAGGACUAAAUUUCCAAGGUCUCACUCUGGUUAAACUUAAAGAUAUUUCAAAAAGUGCUUUGUCAAGACAUCUGGAGUAUAAACUGGUUGGUUAUCAAAUAUUUGUACUUUUGAACUAGUUUUGCUAGACUUGAAAACUAUCUCAGAACCAGUACAAUAAAACAAUACUAUUGUAUGCUGACCGUCACUGUUCAUUAUCAGCCAAGGUUUUGGUGGACUGUCUUAGUUAUCAAGGUUCACUUAUACAUUCUUGAUAAUAUUCAGAUGGCCUUGCACAGACAUGAUAAUUACUGACUUGUAAUUGUCAAAAACUCAGGUUAUAAGAUCACCUGAUUCAGAAAUGACGUGACAAACUAAAUUUAAAAACAUCAUAAGAUUUGAGGAGAGAUUGUAUUUGGGAUGUUUGAUAUAAAUGAAAUGUAAUUGUAUGUAUAUUUGGAUUGCAUGGAGGUGAACAUGAUGAAUAAAUAUAUAUAUUUUAAUAAGAAUAAA